This is a messenger RNA of Onthophagus taurus, 2420 nucleotides long. The record is from RefSeq and is a predicted model, not a curated record. Lineage: Eukaryota; Metazoa; Arthropoda; Insecta; Coleoptera; Scarabaeidae.
CUCUGUUGUAAUGUUUGAUACGGUUCGUCUAACGACGAGAUUUCGAAUGCAACCGGUUAAAACGUUUUUCAGUCUUGUUUUGACCAUCUAAUGAUUUAAACGUAAAUCCAAACAGAAAUUGUUGUAACGAAAACGAAAAAAAAAAACUUUGUGAUUUAAGGAAGAUGUUUUUAUAUAAAAAGUGAAAAUUUAGUUUUAAAAUGAUUUAUUUAAAUAAAUUCGAAAGAUUUUUAAAUUGUUUUUUAUGGAUCCUGCUUACUUUUCUAUUAAAAAGCGUUAACACAAAUGGAAAUGAUAAACCGCUUCCCUGCGAUGGAUUUAAAGUUGGUGAUGACGAUUUACAAAAUUUCGAUUUUAUUCGACAAUUCGAAUCGAAUGUUAGUUUUCCUGGAAUAAAAAUUGUCAAUGGAUCUCAUAAGUUACAAACUGCUUAUCGAUUGGAUAAAUAUGUGAAUAUAAAUUUUCCAACAAGCCGAAUUUUCCCACAGGGUCUUCCCGAUCAAUUUUCAUUUAUUAGUACUUUCCGGUUGCGGAAAUUAACGAAAAGUUCAUGGAAUUUACUUCGAAUAACCGAUUUAGAAAAUAAACCAAAUCUACAGAUUACGAUGAAUCCUAAAAAGGAAACGAUCGAUUUUUCAAUUCCCAAUAAUAUGGGGGAACUUCAAACGAUAAUUUUUGACGAUGUUAAGAUCUUUGAUAGAAAUUGGCACAAAAUCCAUUUUGGUGUAUUUCCCGAUCGCGUCAGUUUAUUUGUUGAUUGUAAAAGAAUUGGUCUUAAAAAUUUACAACCAAGAGGUUAUAUUGAUGCUAAUGGAAUAAUAUCUAUAGCCAAAAUGGUAAAUUCAAAUCAAUCAAGACCUAUUGAUUUGCAAUGGAUGAUGAUUCAAUGCGAUCCUACCAAACCAGAAAGGGAGCGUUGCAAGGAAAUAUCAUCAACUCCUUCUUUAGUACAAAAAAGAUUUUUUUAUAAAUUUUGUUUGUUUUGUUAUGUUUUUGUGUUUUAGAUUCCCUCAAAUGUUACUAAACAAGAAUGCCAAGUUGUUUGUCCAAGAGGACCACCAGGAUAUAACGGAACAGAUGGUCUCCCUGGUUUAUCAGGUUUACCAGGACCAAUCGGACCUAGAGGAGAACCGGGAUAUCCAGGACCUCCAGGUAUUUCUGGUGAUAAAGGCGAGCAAGGAUUUCCUGGAGAAAAAGGAGAAAAGGGCGAACCAGGGCUUCCCGGCACUGGAAUAGGAAUUCCAGGUGAACCAGGUGAACCUGGAAUUCCAGGAUCGAAAGGAUUACCAGGUUUAGAUGGUAGACCGGGAGAUCAAGGUCCUCCAGGUGAACCAGGACCACCUGCAGAAAUACCAACAAAUCUUAUUAUUGACCAAUUACAACCGCAUCCCGGUAUUAGUGGAGCAAGGGGAUUUCCAGGAAUUCCGGGAAUGCCCGGUGAAAGAGGUGCUGCUGGAGAAAGAGGUCAACAAGGACCAGCGGGACCCCCAGGAAUGCCAGGAAAAGAAGGACCACCGGGUUUACCAGGUCCACAAGGUCAAAAUGGACAACCCGGGCUACCAGGACUUCCAGGGCCAGAAGGUCGAAGUUUUAGUGAAGCUGAAUUACGUGAUAUUUGCGGGGCUGUUUUACGAGAACAAUUAGGUGCUUUGACAGCGAAUCUUAUGGGUCCCCCAGGACCACCGGGGCGGUCGAAACCGGGGAGACCUGGAGCUACCGGUGUUCAAGGUCCACCAGGUAAAUUUAAUUAAUUAAAUAAAGAUUAUCUAAUAAGAAUAAUUUGAUUAGGUGAUCCCGGUUCUGUUGGUUUACCUGGUGAGCGUGGUUUUCCUGGUAUACAAGGGCUACCUGGUGCACCAGGAAUGGUUGGUAUGCCAGGGGAAAAGGGGGAAAAAGGAGACAAGGGACCUGAAGGUAUUGGAAUUGAAGGAUCUCCAGGUCCCAGGGGAUUACCCGGCCCACCUGGUCCUGAAGGAGUUGGUCUUCCUGGUCGGGCUGGAGAAAGAGGUGAAAUGGGAAGAGCUGGUAAAGCUGGAUUAAGAGGAAGUCCAGGACCACAAGGACCACCUGGUUAUUGCGAAUUUUGUAAUUAUCCACCAAAUCUUUAUGAGUAUGCGUUAAGAAGUAGAGGAAAUGAAAAAGGACCAUAAUAAUAAUUAAUUAAAAAGAUUUUUAUAAAAAUUACUGCCACUAAAAUUAAUUUAUGACCAUAAAAGGCAAAAAAGUAAAUAAAACAUUUUUCGUAUUCUCAUACUAUAAUAUGCACUACUUUUAUUACUAAUAUAACAUAUAAAUAGUUAACAAUUUUAUAUUAUUUUAAAAUUAAAAUAAAAAAAAAAGAAAAAUGUUUUUAUAACACGAACAAUCCAUGUUUUACAGUUUCUGCUCUUUUCUUUUUAAUAAAAUACACUUCAACCGAG